AUGGCCUUCCUGGCUACUGAAGAUCGGUUUGGCCCGGACUUGAACCGAUACAGACAGGGUGAACCCAAUCCAUGUACUUACACGCCUGUGGAGCUGCCUGGUGGAAAAUACCUUAGCGGAAUGUUUGGAUAUCAUCGACCUGAGCAGCAUGAACGAUCGUCACAUUUCGUUGAAGCUGCGGCCUCCUCACCUGCAAUAGCCACAACUCUGAAAGCCUUGGAAGAAAACUCGCUGCAGCAUUUGCGUGAAAUUAGUGAACCAAAUGCCUGUUCGUACUCGCCAACAGUGGAAGGCCAAUUCCCUCGAGCCUACACGAUGAAGGAGAUCCUUGCGGAGCGCAAGCGGAUAGCAUUGCAGCAUCACAAAGUACGGAAUGAAGACAGAAUGACGGCUCAAGAGUUACACUUCGCUUUGGGCCCUGGCAGCUACGAAGUGGAUCGUGCUAGGAACCAAGAAAUGGGCGCCACUCCAUUCACCUUCACGCACGAAAAACGCCACGGGAUACUAGAAAAUAAUGCAGCUCUCGGACGUAAGGGAUGCAGUCCUGGACCAGGACUUUAUCGGUUUGAAAGCAGUACAGUCGAUCCUGCUGCUUCAACUGUGGCGAGCUCAGCAUUUCGAUCAAAACACGCAGCCGCAUUUAUCACGCGAGUACGUAGUGACAGUCAACUGCAUCAACAACAGCAAAAGGAUGCCGCAGUGUACUCGAAAGAGCUGGCAAAAUCGUAUCACCAACUCGGUGCAAGCGUCGAGCGUUUGGGAAAGCGUCUUGCAUCUCCUAAUCUUCGUGAACUAACGUUCCAGCGGUUUGGUAAGAAUGUCCCUGCGCUUGAAGCAUAUCGAAGAGGGCCAGGAAGCUAUGAGCCUUGUUACAAGACCAAUGAAGGCGAGAAUGGAAAAAGUGACGUUGCAAGUGACCUUUUUCCGCUAUCUCCGCUGCGACGCAAACAAACUAAUGCUUUCGGUAGCGUAGCUAGUCGAGAUUUGCUGACCUCGAUGGUCGCAGCGGGCCACGCCAGUGCCCACACCAUCGGACCUGGCAUCUAUGAUGCCUGCUCUUCCUCGUUCAUCUUGCCAACACACAACUUAACUUACAAGCAGGAGAUACAGCGAACAGACCCCAAGGCAAAGCCAAGAAGACGAAGAGCGAGCUCUGCAGACAGUGACGAAGACGAACAACCGAGGUUGACUCAGAAAGAGAUGUGGAAAGUCAUGAGGCAUGGACCGACAUUACCGUCAUAA
This is a messenger RNA of Phytophthora nicotianae INRA-310, 1242 nucleotides long. RefSeq lists its product as hypothetical. The record is from RefSeq and is a predicted model, not a curated record. The transcript is spliced from 5 exons. The coding region runs from base 1 to 1242 and encodes 413 amino acids. NCBI's taxonomy places the organism in Eukaryota, Oomycota, Peronosporomycetes, Peronosporales, Peronosporaceae.